Mytilus trossulus (common blue mussel) is the source of this 2827-nucleotide messenger RNA. Its product is annotated as serine/threonine-protein kinase DCLK2-like. Lineage: Eukaryota; Metazoa; Mollusca; Bivalvia; Mytilida; Mytilidae. Gene Ontology annotation, biological process: protein phosphorylation; intracellular signal transduction. Gene Ontology annotation, molecular function: ATP binding; protein kinase activity. The coding region runs from base 174 to 2267 and encodes 697 amino acids. The record is from RefSeq and is a predicted model, not a curated record. The transcript is spliced from 16 exons.
UACUGGAAACGAGGCGAGUUAAAUUGUUUGUAUCGACCAGAAGUGCCAUGCAGAAGUUCUAGACCGGCAUAUUCUUAAUUUAUGAAAUUAUGCCGUCUGCAUUUGAGUCAUCUUGAAAAUAAAGUAUUGGAAUAUUACAAAGGACUAGGAUCAUAAUUAGCAGUUGAACAGAGAUGACACUUUACGAAAGGUUAAUGAUGGAAUAUAUUUAUGAUUUCCAACCUGAUCGUGAAAACGAAAUGGCAGAACUAGCAUUUGAAGACCAUUUUCCUAUGCCGAAUGAUCGAUUUAAAAGUUCCAGUCGAACAAGUGGCAAAAGCGGUAGAAGUAGUAGUCCAACUCAUAGUGCCCAUGCGAACUUUCUCCGCUAUAGUAUAAUGAAAUCAUCAGACGAGAAGAAGGCGAGAAAGGUUCGUUUCUAUAGAAAUGGUGACCGAUUUUUUAAAGGAAUUGUUUAUGCUGUUUCAGCAGAACGAUUUCGUUGUUUAGAUUCUUUGUUAGUUGAUCUGACGGGAAGUCCUCUGUGCGAUAAAAACAUUUUACCGAAUGGCGUGCGUCAUAUUUUUACUAUGGACGGAACUAAAAAAGUAGCUAACCUAAACCAGUUAGAGGAAGGGGAAAGUUACGUAUGUGCUUCAACUGAUGUUUUUAAAAAGUUGGAUUACGCCAAAACUGCUAACCCAAAUUGGAAUGUAAACGCUAAACCAAAAGAUGACCCACUAUCAGCAAGUUUUGGACUUUCGGGUGAUGGCAAGGAUUACAUCAAACCAAAGCUGAUAACAGUUAUUAAAAACGGUUUAAAACCAAGGAAAGCAGUGCGAGUUUUAUUGAACAAGAAAACUGCGCAUUCUUUUGAACAAGUUUUGAAUGAUGUCACAGAAGCAAUCAAGUUAAAUUCGGGAAUUGUACGCAAAAUUUUCACAGUGGAUGGCCAACCAGUAAAUUCUUUAUAUGACUUUUUCAAAGAUGAAAACUCAGUAUUUAUUGCUUACGGCCAUGAACGGUGUACUCAGGAUGACUUUGACCUUGAUGAGAACGAAGUAAGAUUAGUUUCAGCAUAUAAAAAUACAACGUUCAGGCAAUCAGAAAGGGUUACAUUGAGAUCGCCAAGAACACCUCGCAAAAGUUCAUUAUCAUCUAGAAGUCUUGAUAAAUCAGGUUCCUCAUCACCAUUAGCUUCACCUAAAGCUUCACGCAAAUUAAGAGUUGUAUCUGCACCAAAAUACAGAACAGCAAAUGGCAUUGGAGGACCACCAUCUUUAGCUCAGAGAUAUGAAAUUGGUAAAAUUAUUGGGGAAGGAAAUUUUGCAGUAGUAAAAGAGUGUACAGAAAAGAAAACACACAAGCAAUAUGCUCUAAAAGUGAUUGACAAAGAGAAAUGUAAAGGAAAGGAACAAAUGAUAGAGAAUGAAGUAUCCAUCCUCAGAAAAGUAGACCAUCCUAAUAUAAUACUACUGGUGGAUGAAUUUGACACCAAGGAUGAGUUAUACCUAGUCAUGGAAUAUGUCAGGGGUGGAGACUUAUUUGAUGCAAUUUCCACAUCCACUAAAUACACAGAAAGGGAUGCCAGCACCAUGAUACACAACUUAGCUAGUGCUCUUAAAUAUCUACACAAACUUAAUAUUGUACAUAGGGACAUUAAACCAGAAAAUCUGUUGGUAACACACCAUGCAGAUCAAACAAAAUCAUUAAAGUUGGGAGAUUUUGGACUUGCUACAUAUUGCAAUGAAACCUUAUUUACUGUAUGUGGAACUCCUACCUAUGUAGCACCUGAAAUACUCACAGAAGUGGGAUACAGUGUAGAAGUUGAUGUUUGGGCAGCUGGAAUUAUACUGUAUAUUCUUUUAUGUGGAUUCCCUCCCUUUGUAAGUGAUACAAAUAAUACAGAAGAAUUAUUUGACAAGGUCAUUGAAGGACAUUUUGAAUUUUCUGCGCCAUACUGGGAUGAUGUAUCAGACUCAGCUAAGAAUCUUAUCAAUCAAAUGUUAGAUAUCAAUCCAGAAUCUAGGUUAACUGCUGAGGAGGUUAUGUCACACGAAUGGAUUAUUAAUGACAAGGCCAGCGAUUCACACAUGCAGGUCCAAGUAGCAAAGAAACUGAAGAAACAUUUCCGUAGGAGAAGUAAAGCAUCAUUAAGUACUGCUGGAAUCAGGCUUGUCGCUACGACACCACUGGACAAAGCCUCACGAUAUUUUGAAGGUCAUAAAAGACAAAUACCAUUAACACUACCACAGGAAGAAUUAGAACAAGAAGAUGAAGUCUACUAGGAAUAACAAUAAACCAAAUAAUUCCAAGGCAGCCAUUUUACUUUCAAUAGACAAUUUACAGCAAUCAUGUUAUUAUUGACUCCUCAAUAGUUUAAGAACAAUACUUCUUACAAAAGUGUAUAAUAUCUGAUAAAUAAUUGAUUCAGAUUUCAGACCUAUUGUAUUGAUUUUUAUAGUUUUCUAAAGGGAAAGCUAUUAUUUUGGGGAGGGACUAAUUUUUCGUUUAAGUAGAGCAAAUGUAUGGUUAUAAUCCAAUUAUUUUCUUAUAUAAAGGAUUUUUUUUCAAAUGAAACACAAUCAGGUUGUUCAGAAUCCAAAUUUCACAUACCCUAUAUCCUACUGUUGCCUGAUUUAUUGAGCAUGCCAUUGGUGGAUCCUGGGGCCCCCCUUGUUUUGGCCGAUCAAUGCAUUUGGAUGGAGACAUAUAAUUGGACCCCCCCCCCCCUUUUUUAAAAUGGCUGGAUCCGCCUCUGUAUCCUCGUUUGGAUUUUAAAUGAUAGUAUUACGUCUGCCAGCAGCUGACCAUUGCCUUAUUUCUGAGCUAUUCUAAUCACUUAUUU